UAUUUAAGGCACUGGCCUUUCCACUGCUGCCCCCAAAUUCGAUCCGGGGUUUCUGUCUCUCCCUCUUUUUUUGCUUUUCCCCUAGUCGCGGAUAGCAGAAGAAUUCAGCUCCAGCUACUGGUCCAUUGGAUAUCUAACUUCCCUUCACGAUGGCUUCCACCGAACCCCAAACGACCGCACCACCAGUUGCCGACUCCGAGAAGGGCGUCAGCACUGGUGCUAACAACCUCAACGGCGCUUCUACCACUCAACGGUACGACUAUGGUGGUAAUCCUCUAUACCACGCGCACGCUGGCCCUGAUGCUCGACUCCCUGCCUUUGGCGGGGAGUUCCAACCGGGGCUGUAUAAGCCCAUCGAGCACCGCAAGUUCGCCAAUCCCGCGCCUCUCGGUCUCUCGGCUUUCGCCCUGACCACCUUUGUGCUAUCUCUCGUCAACUGUGGCGCCCGAGACAUUACUACCCCGAAUAUUGCCUUGUCUCUGGCCUUUGGAUACGGCGGUCUCGUGCAACUCUUGGCUGGCAUGUGGGAGAUGGCUGUUGGCAACACCUUUGGUGCUACUGCUCUGUCCUCAUACGGCGGCUUCUGGAUCUCCUACGCCAUCAUCCUAACUCCGGGCUUCAAUGUCCUCGGCGACACGGAGGAGGUUAGUGGCGCCGCUGGUGUAGCGUCCGUGCUUGGUUUCUUCCUCACGGGCUGGUUCAUCUUCACCUUCCUCCUGCUCCUGUGCACGCUACGAUCGACUGUCAUGUUCUUCACCCUGUUCCUCACCCUCGACCUGGCCUUCCUCAUGUUGGCUUGCGGUGAAUUUGCCAAGUCCAAUGGCGCUGCUACCGCUGCCGUUAAACUUACGCAAGCCGGUGGUGGCUUUGGUUUGAUUGCCGCUUUCUUGGCAUGGUACAACGCCUUUGCCGGUAUUGCCGACUCUAGCAACUCGUUCUUCAUCAUUCCCGUCUUCCACUUCCCAUGGUCUGAGAAGGGUCGCCAGGAGCGUCAGAAGACCGAACGUGAGACUGUUUAAGUCAGUACCCCAUCGGAGAGCUCGUCGCAGCUUCGUGUGGCUUUUUGUGUGUUUUAGUAUCUGAAAUUGGAGUGGGAACAGGUCACGGCAGUGGGCCGUCCGGCAUUCUUUUUCGGGAAGCGGGGAGGGUUAUGAUACCAAAUCUACUUAUUUAAUCAUUAUGCGACGCAGAUACAGAAAAUGAAAUGCGGAUGGAUAAUAUCUAUCCACCUGGAGGCAAGGUCGAAUGAUGGGAUGGAUAUAAAUGUGUAAAGAUGAUGAAA
This is a messenger RNA of Hypoxylon fragiforme, 1282 nucleotides long. RefSeq names its product GPR1/FUN34/yaaH family-domain-containing protein. NCBI's taxonomy places the organism in Eukaryota, Fungi, Ascomycota, Sordariomycetes, Xylariales, Hypoxylaceae. Bases 150 to 1019 code for a protein of 289 amino acids. Gene Ontology annotation, cellular component: plasma membrane. The transcript has 3 exons. Gene Ontology annotation, molecular function: acetate transmembrane transporter activity. The record is from RefSeq and is a predicted model, not a curated record.